AUGCCUCAACAAAAGACAUCCUCACUGAAGACCUAUUUUGACGAGAUAGAAGAGACCAAAGGUGAUGAUGAAUGUAAAGCUUGGUUAGGUAGAGUCCUUGACUCAAGAGAUGAAUUGGAAUCGGAAAAUACGUUGGGUUUCUUCAACUUAAGCUUCCGCUUCAGCUUCAGCGAUGGACCGGAUGCUAUCAUUCGGUUCCCAAAGCCAGGACACACGGCUACAGCUUAUAGGGACGAAAAGGUCGUGAAUGAGGCCCAGAUCAUGGAAUACCUCCGCCAGAACACCGAUAUUCCUAUCCCUCGUGUUCACAGCUGGGGCUUAACUGCUGAGAGUCCACAACACCUUGGUCCAUUCAUCAUCAUAGACUAUACUGUCUUAAAGCAACUAGACCAAGAAGGCGUGGUUCUAAACCCGCACAUCGACAACACAACACACUGGAUAAGAUCUAUCAUCAAAUCGCCAGUUACCUGUUUCAGCUCUCUCAACUUGCGUUUCCUAGGAUCGGAGCCAUCUCAAAGGACGCUUUAG
Penicillium concentricum is the source of this 528-nucleotide messenger RNA. RefSeq lists its product as uncharacterized. The transcript has 3 exons. The record is from RefSeq and is a predicted model, not a curated record. Lineage: Eukaryota; Fungi; Ascomycota; Eurotiomycetes; Eurotiales; Aspergillaceae. Bases 1 to 528 code for a protein of 175 amino acids.